Acanthosepion pharaonis is the source of this 1092-nucleotide messenger RNA. The record is from the annotation of a GenBank genome assembly. NCBI's taxonomy places the organism in Eukaryota, Metazoa, Mollusca, Cephalopoda, Sepiida, Sepiidae.
AUGGCGGUGAACUUCAGUCAAGCAAAAAUUGACGAGUUCAAAGAAUGUUUCAGUUUCCAUGCCAAAAAGAACAUCAUUACUGAUGCAGAAGAAUUGUCCUUGAUUAUGCGUUCCUUGGGUUAUAGUCCAACCAAAAUGGAAGUCUCAAAAUACUUCCAAAAAUACAUGAAUGAGGAGAGAUGCCUGAAUUUUGCCCAGUUUUUGAAGUCGAUGGGGGAACACAGCCAAGUGGAGAAACCUGAAAAAGAAAUUCUGGCAGCUUUCAAAGCUCAUGACAUGAAAGGUACCGGUUAUGUCCCUGCUUCAGAUUUAAGACAUAUUCUUCAAAACUUGGGAGAAAAACUCACUAAACAAGAAGUGGAUAACUUAUUCCAUCAAUUUGGAGUUUCUCCUAAUGGUCUGUUGUGUCUAAUCGGAAUAGUCAUAUUUAGUUUUUAUAAAUUAAAAUGUCUUUGUUGUGUAAUUGAAUAUACUGUAAAAAUUUGUUUCUCCUCCUUCUUUCUCUUCUACCCACUCUUCCUUCUCUUCUUCUACUUCUUUCUCUUUUACCCUCUCUACCUUUUCCUUCUCCUCCCCUCCUUUCUCUACUUCUCCCCCUCUUUUUAUCCUCCUCACUCUUCCUCCUUUUGCUUCUACUACUCUUCCUCUUACUUUCUUUCCUGCCCGCUCUUCCUCUUACUUCUCCUACUUCUUACUCUCCUACCCUCUCUACCUCUUCCUUCUCCUCCCCUCCUUUCUCUCCUCCUCACUCUUUUUUACUUCUCCCCCUCUUUUUCUCCUCCCCACUCUUCUCCUCCUUUCACUUCUACCCACUCUUCUCCUCCUUUCACUUCUACCCACUCUUCCUUCUUCUUUCUUCUUUCUCUCCCCACUCUUCCUUCUUCUCCUCCUUUCUCUCCUACACACUCUUCCUUCCGUUCCUUUUUUUCUUACUCUUAUUUCUCCUACUUGUCUUUCUCUCUCACCCACUCUUCCUCCUCCCACUCCCUUUUCUCCAAACCAAUCUUCCUUUUACUUCACCUCCUCUUUCUCUCCUACCUACUCUUCUUACUCCUUCUCCCACCUCCUCCCUCCUCUCUAAUAUUUGUCUAA